AUGUCUCAACUCCUCAGCUUCCUCCGUUCCACCGCCUUCACUUUCAGUUGGCCGUUUGCUGCGCGUACCCCACACACCCAACCGCCAAGAUUUCUCACCCUGGAUGAAGGAGUCAAUACCGGUGGCGGCGCUGCAGGGUCUAACGACAUGGAACUAGAUGAUGAACCUCCUGUCAGGCCUUCCGAUCAUACUCGCAUCUUCGUCCCGGAUGGUUCACUUGCUUGGGCUGCGUAUGAGGAUUUGGACCCAGAAUUCACCGACCCGAUACUCCUUCACGAGUCUUCCUCUUGCGCCACUGAGCUGGGACAAGCCCUGAUCGGACACCGUUUGACGCAGCUUGUUCGCAGGAGAUGGCUGCGUGACGCACCCUCGGCAUUCGUCGGAUCCUACAGAGAGUACCUCCGUUCAAUGCAAGGCGCGGGCGUGCCCAGAGUAAUCAACGUCUACGACGACGUGAACUACAUCAAUCUGGCAAUUGUGCCUCCCCACCCCACCCUCUGGUUCAACGCAUCAGCCGUGAUGCCGCAUGCUCUCAAGAGAGCAGUCAUAGAAGCUUACAGGAAGCUGCACCGUGCAGGUAUUCUUCAUAGCGCGGUCGAGAGGCAUAACAUCCUCAUCGGAGCCGACUGCCGCGUCACACUGUUCAACUUCUCCCACUCCAAGUCCACACGCCCCGUCGACGGGCUUUUGGGCCGUGCAACAGCCAAAGAUUUCCAGGCGGAACUCAGAGAAGUCAAAUACAAACUUGACUACGACGGCACUCGUGCACGCACUCGUUAUGCUUUCCGGGACACUUCCAGGGACCCUCGCCUCAUUGAAGGCAGGAUUGUCAACGAGCGGAAUGGGAAAGGCGAUGACGGCUACGUCUUGCAUCCCGCCACAGGCAAGCGUUGGCGCGAAGCAUUCCCUAUGGAGGAACCUGCACGAAUAUACGUCCCUAGCCGAAAUGCUGAGCAACGAGAAGACGCGCACCGCGAGUACGAGGAGGCCCUCAGACGUCUAGAAACACGACAUCGGGACGAAUCUGAGCUACCGCUUUUUGUGUGGCCUCUCAAGUCUCGGCUUCCAGCUCCCUUGGCUGCACUACGGGAAAGGGACCCCCAAAAACACCAAGCAAUACCCUCGGCGAAAGCGACCACGAGAAGCUACAGCACGGGUUCUGGCCCGCUUCCACAAGCGUCCCCCUGCGACUCACCCCCAGCUGAGAUCAAGGUCCGGGACUUCGUCUCGGAGUCCUACACCGGUCCCCGCGGCUUCUACGUCCCACACCCGCCCACAGAGGCCCUCUCCUCCCUCAUCCGCGUGGCCCACAUCCGGAACGAGAACGCGCUCGCCUGCGGCGCGGAGGGCCUCGACACGUACUGGCGCGGCGACGCGCACGCGCACGCGCCCUCGAGCGGCUUCUCGCGCCCCGGCGGCCACGGCGACGACCACAUCUCGCGCGGGCACCUCAAGCGCAGGCGCGAGGCUGCGCUCCGCGGGUACCCUCUGACCGCCUCGGAGGAGCGCGAGGCGAAGCGGCGGCGGGUGGAGGACGAGCGACGCGCAAGCCUGCGCGAGUCCCCCGACCGCCCCGUCCGGUUUCUCGACAUCCCGAUGCCCCCGGCGCCGCCCGUGCCGCAGGAGAUGCGCUUCGUCGAGGUCGGGGUCGAGCCUAAGCCCCGCGCGCAGUCGCAUCGUGGUCGCACGGCCGACUUGGACGUGCGGUCGACCGGGGCAGACGACGGGCAGGCGGAGGCGCCGCGGCACAGGUUCGCGUGGCUGCCCCGCCCGAUAUUCCCUCACCGCAUCCCGGGAGCGGUCCGCAAGGGCUCGUUGAAGCGCACGCGGCCGGUGCGCGAGGUGUCGUAUGACCUCCGGACGUGGCAGCCGCGGCGGCUCGCUGAGGAGGCGGCAUCAGACGAACGCCCGUGCCUCUGUGUCACGGAAGACGGGUUCCCGAGGUGUGUCCGCGAGCACAGCGGGUUCAGCAGCGACGAGGACGAGGACCUGGACGACGUGGUGGCUGCGGCGGUGGAGGAAGCGGCGAGGGAGGACCGCGAGGACACGCCGUUCCCGGACUUCGGGAUGCUCGGGGCGGGCAGCACGUCGAGGCGGAGCGCGCGGCUCGCGCAGAAAACCGCGAGGACGUCGAGCGCGAAGGGCAAGCAGAGAGCCGCGAACGGGAAACGAAAGGCACCCGAUGACGCCUCGGAUCUCAACCCAGCCCCCACCCGCAGGCCUCGGCUGUCCUCGAGCGCGCCUGAGGCUGGACCUUCCUCUCACCGUGGCCCAAGCUCCUUCCACCGAGCGUCGCCGGACGCGUCUGGUUCCGGCACAAGUACGAGCCAGGGCACCAGCGUUGCUGCUUCGUCGAGCGGCGGCAGCAAGACGAACACCCGCACUCGAGGUUCGAGCUCCAGCCGCCGCCGCUCCGUGCGCUUCGCCAGUCCGGAUCCAAUCCCUGCAUCAAGUCAAGCUGGACAUUGUCAUCGAUCGGCCUCCCAGACCACUUCCAGUGCCUCCUCGAGCACAGCUGGUCCCAGCACUAGACCCCUCGGUUCGAACGCGGAACGCGAUAGCGCGCGGGGCUCGCAAGGGAUGAGCAGGAUGAACAGCUUUCGAGGUCGUGCGAGGAGCGGACCAUCUGCUGCACCUGCGCACCGGUCGGACUACGACUCGGACUUGGAGCCCGCCCCCUCGGCCACGCCUGCGCAACACUCGCCGGCCGUGCGGGAGAACGCGCGCUUCUUGGAAGCAGGUGCUGGGACACGGGUAGCCCCGAUGACGUCCGGGCCGGACACGGAUGUCGACAUGGUGGACAGCAUGCCUCUCACGACCGUCGACGACAUUAUGGAGGACGUCGCGUCGCGUAUGUGGAUGGACACGCAGAAGAGGCGGGCGACGUCGAUCACGCAUUGGCUGGCCCAUGGGGGGUUCGAGGACUUUCCGAUACACGAUUAG
This is a messenger RNA of Epithele typhae, 2943 nucleotides long. RefSeq lists its product as uncharacterized. The record is from RefSeq and is a predicted model, not a curated record. The coding region runs from base 1 to 2943 and encodes 980 amino acids. The transcript is spliced from 5 exons. NCBI's taxonomy places the organism in Eukaryota, Fungi, Basidiomycota, Agaricomycetes, Polyporales, Epitheliaceae.